Molecule: messenger RNA, 1896 nt
Organism: Macrosteles quadrilineatus (aster leafhopper)
Lineage: Eukaryota; Metazoa; Arthropoda; Insecta; Hemiptera; Cicadellidae
Exons: 5
Coding region: 1-1896 (631 amino acids)
Biological process (GO): DNA integration
Molecular function (GO): nucleic acid binding
Source: RefSeq, a predicted model, not a curated record
AUGUGGGAUCAGGGCUGCCACCUGUAUGCCGCCACUGCACCUGCUAGCACGGUGAUUCGGGCCGUCAAGUCUUACUCGGUUUAUCGUAAGGCCAAAUCAGAAGCGUUAGCUGUAGAUGACUUGCAUGAAAACCCAAUGUUAGACCUGUUUAUGAUGCGGGAAUAUGAGGAGAAGUCAGCAGACGAUAGAUAUAUUCAACAUGUAUCACAUCCAUUUGAGGUGAUGAUGUACAGUAAAGAGGUGCUACAACUGUUGGCUAGGGAAAAAGCUGAAAUGGCUUCGUCAGAUUUUACGCUACAUGUUGAUGCUACUGGGUCCGUUGUACCUGCUUCUCAAACCAAUUCUCUUGAUGACUUAGCUAAAUUAGGUGACCAAAUAGCUGAACUAUCAGCUGUCGACAACUACGUUUGUGCUCAAGGAGAUGUUGCGCAAUCUAGUGAUCGGAUUGCCAACUUAGAAAAACAAGUCAGCGAACUAACUCAGUCUAUUGAUGGACUUCUUAAGUUAAGUAAACGCAACUUCCCAGUCAAACAUAAGAACAAUUACUAUCCUAAAGAGAGAAAUGAUCAAGAAUCUAAGAAAGCUUUUGAGGAUGCAAAGGGCCAGCUAGUCAAUGCCACACUUCUAGCACACCCAUCUCCUGAUGCUCCUUUAGCUCUAAUGGUCGAUGCAUCAAACUUCGCUAUAGAGCUGUGUUGUGACACAAGUACUGGAAGACUACGACCAUUUAUUCCUCAGCAGUUCAGAAAACAGUUAUUUGACUCCCUUCACAACCUGGCACAUCCUGGAAUCAAAGGAUCUCUGGACCUUAUUAAACAACGUUUUGUUUGGCCUUCCAUGAAUAAAGAUGUCAGACUUUGGGCCAAAGCAUGUGUAGCUUGCCAGAAAUCAAAGGUUUGGAAACAUACUACUUCUGAGAUUGGAGCUUACAACAUUAAUGGACGUUUUUCUCACAUUAAUGUGGACAUAGUUGGACCCUUGCCACCUUCUCAAGGAUUUACGUACUUGCUAACUAUCAUAGAUCGCUUUACACGAUGGGUCGAAGCAACGCCUAUCAAGGAUAUUACUGCUGGAACAGUUGCAGAAGCUCUUCUUUCUACCUGGAUUGCUAGAUUUGGAGUUCCUCAAAACAUUACUACAGAUAGAGGAAGACAAUUCGACUGCAAUUUAUUUCAGGAAUUAACAAAACAUCUCGGUAUCCAUCACAUUAAAACUACAGCGUAUCACCCUGAAGCUAAUGGAAAGAUCGAGAGAUGGCACCGACAUCUGAAAUCUGCAUUAACGGCUCAACUCACAUCUAACUGGACACAGACGUUACCAAUGGUUCUACUGGGACUAAGAUCUUAUAUUAUUCCAGAACACAAUGUUACUGCUGCAGAAAUGACACUAGGUCAGUCCAUCAGAUUGCCAUGCGAUCUUUUUCAAACUACAGAAGAUACCUCAACAAAUGUUCCUGAUUUAGUGUACAAUCUGAAAAGAAAAAUGAAUGAUCUCAAACCAAUAGAAGCCAAAUACCAUUCUUCUAAGAAGGUCUUUGUUCAUCCAGAAUUAAGAACAUCCAACCAUGUUUUUGUUCGUCACGAUUCAUCCCGAAGACCGUUGCAAGCUGUCUAUGAUGGCCCUUACCAAGUGGUUUCGCGAUCUGACAAGUGGUUUACUAUUCUUACUCCACGAGGACCUACGUCGAUUUCUAUUAACCGACUCAAACCGGCAUUCCUCCUUCAAGAUUCUAUGAACGAUACGACCAUUAACGUAAGAAAAAAUGACAUGCAACCUAGAGAAACUCAAGUAGACAAGACCAAAGACAGAAAUGAAGAUGUUGACCUUAAAAAAACACUGAUUUUUACAAGAUCAGGUCGUAGUGUUCACCCCCCGCAUCGUUACGUUCCUCGUUGA